Rosa rugosa (rugosa rose) is the source of this 1087-nucleotide messenger RNA. RefSeq names its product transcription factor BIM2-like. The transcript is spliced from 4 exons. Gene Ontology annotation, biological process: DNA-templated transcription. Gene Ontology annotation, molecular function: DNA-binding transcription factor activity; protein dimerization activity. The record is from RefSeq and is a predicted model, not a curated record. NCBI's taxonomy places the organism in Eukaryota, Viridiplantae, Streptophyta, Magnoliopsida, Rosales, Rosaceae. The coding region runs from base 71 to 799 and encodes 242 amino acids.
UUUAUCCUUGUGAUCAUUUUGAAAUAUGAUGGUGUUUAUAUGCAGGUUAUAGAGUAUAUACAGUUUUUACAUGAGAAAUGAGAAGAUAAAUUUGUAUGAGGGUUCGUACCAAGGAUGGAAUCCAGAGCCAACGAAGUUGAUCCCCUGGAAAAGUCGUCAUAGGCCUGGAGAAAAUUUUGCAGAUCACUCUCAAGUCAUGAACAAUGGUUCUGGUCAGGAGAAUAAUGUUGUUGCCUCCCCUGCUAUGCUCACCAAUGCACAAAACUCAGUGGAAUCUGACUUGGACUCUGCUGCUGUAUACAAAGCACUAGAUCACAUUCGUGGACUAGCUACUCCAUCCGUUCCUAAUAUGAACCAGCAAAACAUCUUUGACCCUAUUGAGAGCAUUGGAGCUCCCACGCAACCAUUGCAAGAAUCUAAUACUGAUGUUGAGAACAUGGCUUCUCAAUCCCAAUACCAAUUGUGGCCGGGUAUUACAUCAACAACUGUUGCAGACAGUAAAAUUAAUAGGCAGGACGAAAAUAAAUCGGUUAGCAUCUCAAGUGCCUACUCUCAAGGGGUAUUGAAUAAUCUGACCCUAUCACUGCGAUCCUCUGGUGUGGAUUUGUCCCAGGCCAGCAUCAAUGUUGAACUUGAUGUUGGAAAUCGAGCAGACGGUGGCCUGAAAUCAAUGGCAUCUAGUUCACAGGCUCAUCUCAGACAAUGCUUGAACAAUCAAAUGAUGAUGCAUUCUCAAGUAAGCAGCUAUAACGAGAACUUUGAACAAGCUCAUAAGCGGUUCAGAACAGGAGAAAGCUAGUCUCCAGUUUUUCCUAGUGUUCUUUGCUUUUUGGAGGGUAGGAGCUCUUGGGCGGGUCAUUUUUAUAAGGUCAUGACCCACAGACAACUAGGUCCGGGUCAAUUGUACAUGUUUGUGCUCCUUGUGCAUGGGUUUUUCCUAGAUAGAUGCCUCAGAUAUUCAUUUGUUUGUACUUCUGUUUUUUGAUUUAACAAUGACUUGUUACCAUCAUUUGGAUUUUGGUUUCUAUACAUAUAUAUAUAUAUGUACUCUUACUGUAGAGCAAAUUCCACACACCAUUCAACUCAA